Molecule: messenger RNA, 666 nt
Organism: Plasmodium malariae
Lineage: Eukaryota; Apicomplexa; Aconoidasida; Haemosporida; Plasmodiidae
Source: the annotation of a RefSeq genome assembly
AUGUUUAUACUUUCAUCUAGAAUAUAUAGUUUUUACAAUGAAGAGAAUAUGUUUAAUAUAUUUAUGGGAGACCAUACAUAUGAUAUAAAAUUAGAUUUAAGAAAUUUUCGAUUACUAGCAGAACUUGAACAUAAAAUCAUUUCACAUAUUAUAUAUUCACAACAGAUACCUAAUUAUUAAAAGAAUGACGAAACAUUUGUAUUUAGAAAUGGAAAGAGGAACAAACAAACAAGCACACAAUCAAGGAGAAGUUCUUUAUAUGAAGAAUUCAAUAAAAAAUAUAUAAUAUAUGGAAAAAAACAAUUAUCUCAUUUUGAAAAAAAACAUUACAUAGAUUUUAUUAUAAAAAAAAAAUCUUCAAUUAGUAAUAAGACAUACCCAAAAUUAAUAUGUAAAAAGUUUGGGCAUAAAAUGUUAUUACCUACUUUAGUAUUCUUUUUGGCAUUAUUAGCAUCAUUAGGAGGUUCAAUAUGUAGUUUUUUUGGUCAAAGUAAAAAUUUUAAUACUACUGUUAGUUAUGACUACGUUAAUAUAAUUUUAAAAGAUGAAUGCGAUAUAACAUUUCUUGUAUUUUUGGGUAUAUUAAUUGUUAUAUUGUUGAUAUGAUCUGCUUUUACUUAUAUGAAGUUUAGAAAAUAUAAAAGAAUUUUGAAAACUAAAUGUUAG